CAUAUUGUGCGGUUUUCGUAGCAAUUGUCAGUAUUUCAGUGGUGGUAAUUCCCAUUAUUUUGAGUAGGUAUUUUGCUAACGAUUGUAAGCCCCCGCCCCUCGAUCGUGAAGAAUGGUGGGGCAAAGGAGACAAGAACAAUAACAAGCCGGAUUCCAGCGUGUAUGAAUUCCCUAUCAGCUUGACAGACGUAGUUCUUAAUGAUCUUAACGAAAGAUUAUCCAAGACUCGUUUCUUUGAAAACUUGGACGGUAUCGAUUGGGAAUACGGUAUUAAUCCUGACUACAUGAGAGAAUUGACCGAAUAUUGGAAGACGAAGUACGAUUGGCGUAAGCAAGAGAAAAUUCUCAACACAUACAAACAUUACAAGACAAAGAUAAAUGGAAUAAAAAUCCACUUUCUGCAUUUUCAACCAGAAUUGAGAGAGGGCCAGAGAAUCGUUCCAAUUAUGCUGGUUCAUGGUUGGCCAGGGUCGUUUUAUGAAUUCUACAAGGUCAUUCCAAAGAUUGUAGCAUCUUCAACAGAAGAUUAUGCAUUUUCUAUCAUUUGUCCAUCGAUUCCAGGUUAUGGUUUUUCAGAAGCCCCUCAUAAGCCAGGCUUUGAGGUGUUUGCCGCAGGACGGAUAUUUAGCAAGCUGAUGGCACGACUUGGUUAUGAGUCCUAUUACAUUCAGGGUGGAGAUUGGGGAAGUGCGAUAACAUGUGCAAUGGCACUCAUGGAUCCUAGUCACAUUCGAGGACUUCAUUUAAACAUGUUCCCAGUGUUUGAUAAAAACCCCUUGUCCUAUAUUCAGGCAAAAGUCUUCUUUCCAGAAAAGGAGCAGCAAAAGAUUUUCCCAUUGUCAAAGUUGGUGAUUAAAAUUCUGCGUGAGGGAGGAUAUUUUCACCUACAAGCAACUCGACCUAACACUGUUGCGUUGGCAAAUAAUGAUUCACCUGCUGGCCUGGCAGCUUACCUUGUGGAAAAGUUUGCAAUGUGGAGUGGCUGUGCAACCAAUGACACAGCAAUCUGUUUGGAAUCGUGCUUUACAAAGGAUGAAAUGCUGACAAAUGUGAUGAUAUAUUGGGCCACUCACUCUAUUGCUUCAUCAAUGAGGCUGUAUUAUGAAACGAUGCAUAGUGAUGAUGAAUUGCGCUCUGCAUCACGUAUCCCCGUUACAGUUCCUUCUGCAAUGGCUGAUUUUCCCCAUGAACUUUUUCGGACUCCAGAACCUUGGAUUCACAACAAAUUUACAGACAUUGUUCAGUUCACAGAAAUGCCUCGCGGUGGACACUUUGCUGCCUUUGAAGAACCUGAGUUAUUUGCUGCAGAUGUUAUUCAGUUUGUCGCGAAAGUAGAAAAGCGUUUACUAGAAAAAACAGCUGAAGAACGUAAGGAAACCACUGGCUGAGGGGGAUGUAUGAAACUGAAGGUUUAUAUAUGCAG
This is a messenger RNA of Pocillopora damicornis (cauliflower coral), 1423 nucleotides long. Its product is annotated as epoxide hydrolase 1. Gene Ontology annotation, molecular function: epoxide hydrolase activity. Lineage: Eukaryota; Metazoa; Cnidaria; Anthozoa; Scleractinia; Pocilloporidae. Gene Ontology annotation, biological process: epoxide metabolic process. The record is from RefSeq and is a predicted model, not a curated record.